CCACUGUGCAUCAAACAACAACAAAGUCUACACAAAAUCUCAGUCCAGAUUCAUUUAACACCUAAGUAAUACAUAUGCAUUCAGGUAUCUCGGCAUACAGUCACUACCUCAAUGGCCCAACUGCGAUUUUAUAGGCUAUCCUACCGUGCCCCACACCAUUCCAUGCAGAAUGACGAGAUCUAUCCAUCCCAGAAGUUUCAGAGAUAUCCCAAGUACUGGGGCGAAUGUCAGCAGGAUAUACUAGUAAAACUCACUAUUUUACUACUAUUUAUUGGUGGACGCGUUACUUUCAGUCGACGAUACCCCACUUAUGUUACACCAUUCGAUGCAGAAUGA
Adineta ricciae is the source of this 336-nucleotide messenger RNA. NCBI's taxonomy places the organism in Eukaryota, Metazoa, Rotifera, Eurotatoria, Adinetida, Adinetidae. The record is from the annotation of a GenBank genome assembly.